Molecule: messenger RNA, 1713 nt
Organism: Pistacia vera
Lineage: Eukaryota; Viridiplantae; Streptophyta; Magnoliopsida; Sapindales; Anacardiaceae
Product: xaa-Pro dipeptidase
Exons: 16
Coding region: 37-1503 (488 amino acids)
Molecular function (GO): metalloaminopeptidase activity; manganese ion binding
Source: RefSeq, a predicted model, not a curated record
UAAAACUGAAGCACUGGGUAAGAAGAAGCCAAUUCAAUGGCUUCCUCACUGUCACCUGCUCCAGUACCAAUGGAGCUCCACGUCCUCAACCGAGAAAAGCUCCUUAAAUCAAUACGCCAGCAUCUCACCGACACGUCUCGUCCCUUAAAUGGCUUCGUCUUUCUUCAGGGAGGCGACGAGCAGACUCGUUACUGCACCGAUCACAUCGAACUCUUCAGGCAGGAGAGUUAUUUUGCAUAUCUCUUCGGAGUUAUAGAGCCUGGCUUCUACGGAGCUAUUGAUAUUGCAACUGGGAAAUCUAUUCUUUUUGCUCCUAGACUACCUGCUGAAUAUACUGUUUGGUUGGGAGAAGUAAAGCCAUUAUCCUACUUUCAGGAAAAAUACAAGGUUAGCAUGGCCUGCUACACUGAUGAGAUUGCUGGAGUUUUGCUUGACCAGUACAAGGGGUCAGGAAAACCUUUACUAUUUCUCUUGCAUGGGCUUAAUACUGAUAGCAAUAAUUUUUCAAAACCAGCCGAGUUUGAGGGGAUGGAAAAGUUUGAGACCGAGUUGAGUACGCUGCAUCCCAUUUUGACUGAGUGCCGAGUUUUGAAGUCAGACCUUGAGCUUGCUCUUAUCCAAUUUGCAAAUGAUAUAAGCUCUGAAGCUCAUAUUGAGGUCAUGAGAAAAGUUAGAGUGGGCAUGAAAGAGUAUCAGUUGGAGAGCAUGUUUCUUCACCAUACAUACAUGUAUGGUGGCUGUAGGCAUUGUUCAUACACAUGUAUUUGUGCUACUGGUGAAAAUAGUGCUGUUCUACAUUAUGGGCAUGCAGCAGCUCCAAAUGACAGGACCUUCAAAGAUGGAGAUAUGGCUUUGCUUGAUAUGGGAGCUGAAUACAAUUUUUAUGCAUCUGACAUAACAUGUUCAUUCCCUGUGAAUGGGAAGUUCACAAGUGAUCAAAGUCUUAUAUAUAAUGCUGUUCUUGAAGCUCACAAUGCCGUCAUAAAAGCAAUGAAACCGGGAGUGAACUGGGUGGACAUGCACAAGUUAGCUGAGAAAGUUAUUCUGGAGUCAUUGAAGAAGGGUUCUGUCCUUGUUGGGAAUGUUGAUGAUAUGAUGGUUGAACGAUUGGGCGCUGUUUUCAUGCCUCAUGGUCUGGGGCAUUUAUUGGGUAUUGACACCCAUGAUCCUGGUGGCUACCCAAAGGGAACAGAAAGACCGAAAGAACCUGGCUUGAAGUCUUUGCGUACUAGUAGAGAUCUCCAGCAGGGAAUGGUAAUAACAGUGGAGCCUGGAUGUUAUUUCAUUGAUGCUCUAUUGGUUCCAGCCAUGGAAAAUGCUCACACUUCAAAGUUCUUUAAUCGUGAAGUAAUUGAUAGAUUUAAAGAUUUUGGUGGUGUUCGCAUUGAAAGUGACGUGAUUGUCACUGCUAAUGGUUGCGAGAACAUGACAAAUGUGCCUCGGGAAACCUCAGAGAUUGAAGCUGUGAUGGGAGGCGCUUCAUGGCCGCUGAACAAGAAGUGAUCUGUCAAAUAGUUGAGAGUUCUGACUAAGUUUUAAGAAUAAAGACAUUAUUUAGAAGAGUAAGGAUUAUACGCCGGACACUAGCGUUUAUUGAUAAAUUAGAAUAAAAAUUCUGAAAUUUGAGUUCUAAAAACCUUUCCAAAAAAUGAAACUCUGACCAAAAUGCAAUUCUGGGUAAAUUUGUCUCUACAUACUGCAUUUGAAACUUGA